AUGCCUCGAGCUGAGCAGAUUAAAGCGGAUGGGGUAACUAAGAUUUGGCAGUUGAAAACUGAAGGUAAGCUUGAUCCUGAAAUUUCGGCUAUUAUUAAUAGAUCAAAGAAAUCUAUUUAUCGAGUUUUAUCAAGUCAGUGCAAUCAUAAAGCAAAAGGCAGAUCUGGGAGGCCGCGUGUGACGAAUAAACGGGAUGAUCGUCAGAUCCAAACACUAGCAAGUACCCAACAAAUGACUGUUCGUGAAGUUCAAAGCUCCUUGGGGCUUUCCGUAUCAAAGGAUACGAUUCGUAGACGAAUUUUGGAAACAGGGACAAUGGUUCACUUCAAAAUGAAAAAGAAACCAGCUCUAAAGCCACAUCAUAAAUCACAACGAAUGUUGUGGGCUCGAAAUCACAUGUCAUAUGAAUCGAAAUGGAUAUCAGUAAUAUUUAGCGACAAAAAAAGUGGAAUCUGGAUGGUCCAGAUGGCUGGACAUUUUAUUGGCAUGACUUACGGAAGGAACCCAGAUGUUUUUUUAGUCGCCCGCACAAAGUGGUGA
Molecule: messenger RNA, 540 nt
Organism: Uloborus diversus
Lineage: Eukaryota; Metazoa; Arthropoda; Arachnida; Araneae; Uloboridae
Exons: 1
Coding region: 1-540 (179 amino acids)
Biological process (GO): DNA integration; DNA transposition
Molecular function (GO): DNA binding
Source: RefSeq, a predicted model, not a curated record